GAACCUGAAGAACUCGCUAUUAGUAAUGGUGCGCUAUAUAUGGUUGCUGCAACUGAUGAUGUAUUAUACGAUGAUGUCCAAGGCGAUUUUGUAGUUAAUGAUGUCCUAUAUAAUAGUCAAGAUGAAUUUGAUGUUAUUAACGAUUUUUUACAUGGAAUUGAUCAGGAUAAAUAUGAAAACGGCAAUAUGAUGAACUUUGAAGGUGCUCAACACGAGUCAACGGUGGUAUAUAAUGAUUGGCACCAAACAAUUAGUGAAGGUGUCCAGGGGGUAGAAUUGCAAACGAAUACGAUAUUUCUUAAUUGGGAUCAUGCGAUGAAGGAAGUUGAAAAGUAUGCGAAGAGUCAAGGAUUUAGGUUUCGCUGUUAUCGCGUUGAAAAGUCGAAUGAAACAAUCCGAAGGCGCACAUUAGUUUGUGAGCACUAUGGUAAACCUGAGGCAACAAAGAAUAAGAAUCCAGAGAAAGAAACAUCUUCCAAGCGUGUUGGGUGUACAUGGCAAGUAAAUCUUUUAUGCCCGGAGAAAAACAAUCCUCACAAAGUUGUAUACGUUACAAAAUUGAUUGAUGAGCAUAAGAACCAUGACCUUGAUCGAGAGCAUUAUGAUUUUCAGGAAAGCUUGGAGUUUACAACGGAUAUGGUUAAUGACGUUGAGUUUUUUGUGACUAAAAUGAAUUGCAGCCCUCAGCAAAUUCACAAGGCUCUUGAAGAGAAGUACUGCGUGAAGAUUUACAUGCUAGUGUUACACAGGAUAAUUUGGCGAUUUCGGUCCAAAUCACGUGACCAUGCAAAUGAUGCAGGUCGUUUAUAUGAUGAAUUAUUAAAGAAAAAAGAAAGUGAUCCUCGAUGGUAUGUUGAAGUGGAUUGGGACCCUGAUAGCAAAUGCCUUCGCCGGUUAUUCUACAUGUCUCCUGAUCAAAUUGAACGGUGGUUAAAGUUUGGCGAUGUAAUUUUAAAUGACAAUACUUCAUCUACCAACCGUUAUGAGAUGGCACUGUCCCUUUUUUUGGUGGUUGACAAUCAUUUGUCUUCUCGGUUGGUAGCUCAGGCCUUAACGGAUGAUGAAACAAAGGAGGCACAUUGUUGGAUAUUACAACAAAUCAAAAAGGCGACAUCUGAAGCUGUUCCGCAUGUUAUGUUUACUGAUGCCGACCCUGCUCUGGUUGCUGCAAUACGAGAUGAGUUUCCAACAGUCAAUGCUUUUCAUUGUAUGUUUCAUAUUGCUCAAAAUAUUCCACUCAAUUUGAAAAAUAGUCUUAAAGACCGUUAUGAUGAGUUUAUUAAGAACUUCUUUAAAGUACAGCGGAGUAGCUUUAUAACCAUUUUCGAAUACAAAUGGAAAUGCCUAAUCGAAAAAUAUAAUAAUGAAAAUGUAGUUAACUACUUACAACGAAUGCUUUAUGUUAAUAAAGAAUCAUGGGCAAAGGCGUUUGUACUUAAAUUAUUUACUGCAGGGAUGUCAUCGACUUCUCGGGUGGAAAGUUACAAUUCUAAAAUCAAAAGGUUGAUAUUUAAUUCGAACACAACACUGUUAGAGCUUGCAGAAAAAUUGUCUCUAUGCAUUCUUGAAGAGGAUAAAAGGACAGAAUACGCAUUAUUUCGUGCAUCAAUUCCUAAAACUGUUCUUGUCACGACGGCCGAUACUAUCCUUCCAAAUGUCUGUAAUAUGUUACGGAAAUAUCUUACAGUGGAAAUGUUGAAAAUUCAAGAGGAUCAAAUUAAACAAGCACUUCACUAUCACGGCGUGAUAGUAAAUAAAAAUGAAUUACAACGAUAUUUUAAGAUUAAUCUCGAUGAUCCUGCCUUAUUUGACAACAGCCCAAGUUAUACCGAUAUCAUUGCCAAAUCAAUGCUUAGCCUUGUUGAUAAUAAUAAGAUCUUAGAAAUGUGGGGGGUUCGACAAGUAAUAUCUAAUGAUAUACGGCACUUUGUAGUACUUCUGGAUGAUGGGACUCACUUAUGUUCUUGUUUUGAUCACUGUAAUCGUGGAAUCGUUUGUCGGCAUUUUUUUCAAAUAAUGCUAUGUUCACGGGCUGCAACAUUCCAUAUUCAGUUAAUAAGAUCACGAUGGUAUAAUGAUAAUGAAACCAGUAACAAUUCUGCUCAUGACCCGUUUUUGGUUGCACAAAAAUUCGAAAUGGAACAACCAGUAACGAGUUGGAGUGGUCCAGUUCCUUAUCUUAAUGCACUAGUUCAGGUUCAAGAUAUGCAUAAUAUAAAUCGUAAAAUGAUAGAUAAGCGUAAGUUAUAUGGAGAAGCAUGGGGAAAAGCAAGAGCAGCCUUGAUGAUAGCUGUUCGAAGAAAUGACCACAGUUUUAUUGCGAUGCUUGAUAAGUAUAUAGAUAAUUGUAAUGAGUUAUCGUCUGAUAGUGACACAGCUUCGAGUAGUGAAAGUGAUGAUAAUCAUAAUGGACCUGAAAAAGGAAAGUUAAAUCCAAGCGAGCUAAUGAAUCCUCAUAAACGUAAGGGUAAAGGUCGACCAAAAGGGACAGGCAGAAUACGACGUGCAGGCGAACCGUCAAAAAAGACAAAACGUCAAUUACAUUGUAAGAUUUGCGAUGGUGCUGGUCAUAAUCGGGCAACCUGUUCUCGAAGGCAAGAAUAG
Molecule: messenger RNA, 2604 nt
Organism: Cetraspora pellucida
Lineage: Eukaryota; Fungi; Glomeromycota; Glomeromycetes; Diversisporales; Gigasporaceae
Source: the annotation of a GenBank genome assembly